AAUCUGCAGGUGGCCUCUCUCAAAGCUUAGGAUACAAGACAACGCCCCGCCUCUCUAGUCCCAGUGGGUACAGGCGGCAAAGAGGAGCGAGCCUUCUCUGCAGGUGUCUGUACAUUGUUGUCCAGGGUUUGUCCACUAGAGCUACCGUGCUGGACAUUGAUUGUCUAGACCCCAGAAGUCCCAGCCAGAGCUUGGUAGGGGGUGGGUCACGUGCCCAGGAAUAGGGCUCAACCUGGGAUCUCCGCUGAGACUUCUGCUCCUUCCCCUGAGUCCCAGAAGCUGGCACUGACAGCCAUCUUCACGGCAAUGGGGUGUUCCAGCAGCACCCAGACCCAGAAUCAGGAAAGCAGCCGGCCAGUGAACAAGACCGGUGUCACCAACGGACUGAAGCAAAGUGCAACUUCGGAUGGAAACUCUUCAAGCCCAUAUGAAAAUGAAAUUUGUCUUGACAAAACCAAACAGUGUACAACAGAAGGAAAAGUCGAUGCCAAUGAUAAAAGAGGACCAACCAAUAUCCUUCUAGCAGGGGAUCCCAGGCUUAUGAUUCCAUUUGCAGCUGAUGGUGCUAGUUCUACCUGUGAAGAGGGAUACCCUGAGAAAGCAGGAUCUCCAAGCUCCGAGGAAAGAGUUCAAACAGAAUAUCUGAAAUCAACAGAAAAAACUAAGAAUCCAGAGGCACCUAAGGAGUCUGUGCCACCCAUAUCUGCUGGAAAAAAUGAACUUCCAGCAACAGAUGAAAAGAAUGACAGGGAAAUUGAGAAAAGUACUCAACCUAUAGGAAAAUUUGUUGAGCUUGAGAUAUUUGGAAUUGUAAAGGAGAUUAAGUCACUGAAAACAGCUAGAGAAGUAGAACCUACAGAAACAGAACAUAGUCAGCAUCUAGAAAUGACUGAAGAGGCUGAUCCCCAAAGAACAAUGGAGGAGGUUAAGCAUUUGGUAACAUCUGAAGAGACAGAACCUCAAGAAAUUGUGGAAGAUAUUCAGCAUAUAAAUACUGAUAGAAGGGCAGAAAUAUUGGAGGAGAAUAAUUAUGUGGGAACAGCUGGAGAGACCAAAACUUCAGGAAUACUGGAAGAGGCUGAGUAUGAGGGAACAGCUGGAGAGACCAAACCUUCAGGCACACGUAAAGUAACUGAGCAUGAGGAAGCAGGUGGAAAGAUGGAACCUUUGGGAACACACACAGAGUCUGAGGGAAUAGCUGGAGAAAUCAAACCUUUGGGAAUGAUGGAAGAAACUGAGCAUGAGGAAACACCUGGAGUGACCAAACCUUCGGAAAUGUUGGAAGAGACUGAGCGUGAGGAAACACCUGGAGAGACCAAACCUUCGGGAAUGAUGGAAGAGACUGAGCGUGAGGGAACACCUGGAGAGACCAAACCUUCGGGAAUGAUGGAAGAGACUGAGCGUGAGGGAACACCUGGAGAGACCAAACCUUUGGGAAUGAUGGUAGAGACUGAGCGUGAGGGAACACCUGGAGAGACCAAACCUUUGGGAAUGAUGGAAGAGACUGAGCGUGAGGGAACACCUGGAGAGACCAAACCUUUGGGAAUGAUGGAAGAGACUGAGCAUGAGGGAAUACCUGGAGGGACCAAACCUUCAGGAAUGAUGGAGGAGACUAAGCAUGAGGGAACACCUGGAGAGACCAAACCUUCCGGGGUAGUGAAGAAGAUGACUCUGGUAACAGGUGAAAAGAACAAUCUUCAGGGAAUAGUUGAAGAUAAUGAAUUCCCAGAAAUCAUGGGAGAGAUUCAGUCUCUCAGAGCUCCUGGAAAGAAUGACCAUUCCAGAGCAGAUAGAGGCACUGAACUUCCUGAAAGAGUGGAAAAGAUUCUGUUGGUAGAAACAGUUGGAGGAACUCAACCUCCCAUAAUAGAUGAAGGGCCACAGGAAAACAUGAAGCCAGUCAUGGAAGUAGCCAGGGAAAUUAACAUGAAUGAAGAGAACCAAGCAAUUGAAGGUGAGACGGGAGAAAGGGUGGAAACUGAGACGCACAGUGAGAUAGUAAGUAAGGGGUCUGAAACAAAAGAAGAAGAAACGGGAGAAGCUGUGGAUACUACUACAUUCACAGAGAUAGAUAAGAAAUCUGAAGGCUUGAGAAGGACUUGCCCACAGCCACACAUGUAAUAAGUUAACAAAUAGCAAGAAAUAAGAUCCAGAUGCUACCCAUGCAGAUUCCAGUCUCUUCAUCUUGUUCAGCUGUUUAAGUAAAAAUCAUUUUUACAGUCUUGUUGACUUUGGGGGGAUGGGAGUGGGGAAUAUGACAUCAGGACUUUAGAAGGAAUUUAUAAGUUUUUACCAAUGUUAAAAAAAAUUGCCACAAAGAAAUCACCUUUCAAGGAUCCUUCAAAAGUUGCCAAAAGACUUUGACAAGUAGUUACAUAUGUACAUUUUUACUUAUCUGCCAUAGAGUGCCUUUUGUAUGUUAAUAUAUAAGUAGAAUUAUGUUUUUAAAACAUUUUUGUCUGAAAUGUUAAUAUAUUUCAUACUUUUUCAAAUCUGAGUUAGACUCUUCUAAAUUCAUUUUUAUGUCAAAACAAUAAUUACAGAAACCUCCUGUUUAUGCAUUUAAUCCAUAGGUAUACAAGAUGGUCAAAGUGCAUUGUCUCAUUUUUUUCCCUUAUUUAAACAGAUUGAUACUAGUUUAUGACCUAAAUUUUAAAAUGGUGAUUUGUAAGGUAGAUGCUAAGAAGUUACUAGAAUAAUUACUCUUGCAGAAAAGGAAACAGACUAUGAUCUUCAACUUGUAUACUUUGUGCAGUUUUAAAAAGUAAUUUAAAAAAAUCAUUAUCAUGAUAGUAUCUCAUGUAUCCAUAAUAACCUGUUUAGAAAUGUAAUUUUAAAAAAUGAUUGUGAAAUACCAGUUAAAUCUGAGAAAAGAUAUUUAUAUCAGAGUUUAUUAACAAAAUGCAUUUUUGUAACUUUAAAAUUUAAUAUUUUGGAACCAAUGACUAUAUUUCUUCAUUAAAAUUAUCAGUGAUAUGUUUUAAAAUUUUUAAUGUAGCCUUUUGUCUUUUAUAACCCAGUUAUUUCCCAAUAUCCCCCUUGUCAUCCCACCUAUGACAAAGCAAAAAACGUUGAAUAAUACAAACUAGCCUGAAAAUAUUCUGUGCCUAUAGUCUCCCAUCUUUUUUACCAAGAGGAAGGAAGUACAUUUUAUCAUUUGCUCUUCAGGUUCCAGAUUAGUCAUUACAAGUAACUUGAGAGCCUACAGGCUUUGAGUAUUUUCUUUAUUUACAUUACUUUAGUAAUUGUGCAUGUUGUUCUCAAAGUUCUGUUUAUUUCACUGUGAAUCAGUUCAUAUAAGUGUUUCCAAGUUUCUCUCAAAUCCUCAUAUUUGUCAUUUCUUAUCAUGAAGUAAUAUCCCAUUACUUUCAUAUGUCACAUUUUCUUUAGUCUAUCUCUAAUCAAUUAAAAAAACACACAUGGAUCUAAAAUGGUUCCCUAAGUAGUUUGUUUAAAACAAUACCGGAAGGGAUGAUGCAUUCAUAUCCAAGAUCAUUAAAGAGCUCAUUCUAUCUAUUAAGUAAAUAUAUAUAUAAAACACAACUGAAACACAAAUAAAGCUUCUUUUCAGACAAUGUGUUUAUAUUGUACAUGCAUAAAGUUACUGAAUAUAUAUUUUUAAUUGGUGAUUCUACUGUUUACAAAGGAUGACUGCAAACAUUUAUAGAUAAAAGGUAUCAAAAGCUGAUAGUGAUUUAUGGUAUUUUCUGAAUUUGCUCUUUAAUCAUAGGAUUGGUUCCAAGUCAAAAUUUUUUUUCAUUAAGAGAUUCCAAAGAUUUAUACUUUAAUGUCCUGUCACAUGGGUGACAAAACUCAACACAUACUGCACUUUGCCUUGCAAAAAAGGUAUUUAAAAAAAUAAUCAAUUAUUUCCUCCGGCAAAAUUAUUUUUGUUCCUUAUGGUUUAUGAAACACUGUUACAGAGUUCUCCAUAAUGAAGGAACAUCACCAUUCUUAUCUCCAUUUUGCAAAAUGUCUAAAUAUCUUUAAUGUAUUUGUCUUUCAAGAAUUCUAAAGAAUCAUUAGCAAAACUGAGUUUAGAACUGAGUUUUCCAGCCCUUCUGUACUUCCUUAUUUCAUAGUAGACUACCCAUUAUGACAUCAUUACUAAAUUCUUUGCCAUUUGUUAUAUGGGAAAUCACGAGUAGAUGAUGUUCUAAGAGAGAUGUCUGCAUAAGAGGCCAAGUGCAAACUUGGAAGCAUCCAGGCCAGACCCCAAGUUUGCUUGGAAGCUUUAUCCCCAAAUAGCCUCUUUAUCUGCCACCUACUCCUCAAACUAGACUUGGUCUUCUGUGGGUAGUUUGGGAAAACAAACAAACAAACAUUUCAUCCUCCCUUUUCUGUUUGGCUCUAGAAGGAAGCUGUUGAGGGUGGAAUACAGCUGGAUGCUCUGACUAUAUAGCUCUUAACCUUUCUGUACUACUGUUCUGAACUUGGCACUGACAAAAACUGCUUAUAAAAAUUUUUAAUGUAUUUUAUAAAACUCAGUGCUAAUGAAAAGAAGCUAAAUAAACUUUGGACAUUCUGGUUAACACCAAAGUGGAACCUCCUAGAUUUGUAGUCUGUUAAACUCUAUUUUGAAGUACAUAACAAUGAUCGGGUUUGUGGGAAAUGAUCAAAUUUGGAGAAAUCUAUUUCAGUCACUAUUUCAAGGAUUCUGCUUUGCUCAAAUUUAAUAAGCUGGUUUGGUAGGCAAAACAUGGGUUCUGGAUUCUAUUUCCUAAAGGGCAACAGCUUGGAAAUCUCUGAUUUAUGUUGCAUACCAUUGCAAACUAAUUAAGUACUGAGGAUUAAGUAAGAGAGAAAUGGCCUUCUUUUUCUCUUGCUCAUCACCACCAAUUUUGGAUAUCAUUGUGCUGAAGCUGUCAGAGCAUUUGUCCUGAUGAGUUCUACUUUAAUCUUAUUCUGCAGUUUACUCUUUCCUUUCAGUGUUUAUACAAAGUUAGAACAUCAAGUUGUUAACAUUCUCAAGGCAAAAAGAAAAUCUUGAUUGUAGAGCAGAACUAAUCCAGUUAAAGGGAAGUGUUUAAUUCUGUGUCUGCAGUUUAUUUUUUCUCUUUUAGAUUUAUCAUUGGGGAACUCUAGUUUUAUUGGGAAGCACUAAAAUCAGUUCUUACAAGUUGGUUAAAACUUAACAACUAGGGAGCUUUUCUUGUGCCUUGUAAAUGUUUCAAGUUCCUAGAUGUCAUAAAGCCAGCCUUAAAUGUUAUGUUUUAAAGCCAGUUGUAAAAGAGAUUUUGCUAUUUAUUAGUAUGAAAUUAUUAAUGACCUUUGCCCUCCAUUUCCCCCCAUAAAAUACAGUGUGCUAUUGACAUUCAUAAGCAUGCUAUCCCUGUACAUGACUCUGCCUAGAGAUUAAAAAGUAUCAUUACUUAAAUCUAUUUUAUGGGAAAUAUUUUGUAUAAAAAAAAAUUGUUUCAUUAAUCUUAGUGUGUAGAAAUUUCAAAAUUUUCUCUUGAAUAAAGCACAAAUU
Messenger RNA from Sarcophilus harrisii (Tasmanian devil), 5473 nucleotides. It is a transcript of the gene ERICH5, whose product is annotated as glutamate rich 5. The coding region runs from base 307 to 2121 and encodes 604 amino acids. Lineage: Eukaryota; Metazoa; Chordata; Mammalia; Dasyuromorphia; Dasyuridae. The transcript is spliced from 5 exons. The record is from RefSeq and is a predicted model, not a curated record.